Molecule: messenger RNA, 944 nt
Organism: Phyllostomus discolor (pale spear-nosed bat)
Lineage: Eukaryota; Metazoa; Chordata; Mammalia; Chiroptera; Phyllostomidae
Source: RefSeq, a predicted model, not a curated record
AUGGCCGGCCACCAGGGUCCGACCAUUCUCUUCCGGACCCCCAGGGAGCUCCGCUGGGGGGCGCGGCACUUUGGAGAAAGGUCCCCGAGUCAAGGCGAGCUAGCGCUGCAAGCCUCCUUCCCUCCCGACUCGGGCGGCCUGAGCCUGCGCCCGCUCCAGUUGCUGCAGCUGCUGCUGCUGGCGCCAGCUGGCAGCGCUGGGUACGCACCGAAGUGGCUCUGGCUGCCAGGAGGGGGCGAGGAAGAGCCGGAGGAGGCGAGAAGGAAGAACAAGCAUAGGCCAAUGAGGCGCAUCGUCCUGGCAACGAGCUCAGGGAGCAGGGAUUUGGCAAAUGGUGGCGGUGGCGGCGGCGGCGGGGGAGGAGGCAACUGAAUGAGUAGCAGCAAUACAUGUGCGAACCAUCUCAGCCCAGAUGCAUCCUCCUCCCCCUCUUCCUCCUCGUCCUCAGUCUACAUGCCAAAAAUGGGGUUCACCAUUCCAGUGACGAUGAAGACCAACAGCCGAGACCAACACGUGUGGUGGGCUUUCCUGGCUUCCUUCAUGGUAACUUUACUCGGGGGCCUCUUCAUCAUCCAGCUCUGGCGGACGCUCACGUAUCUGUGCACUGUUUGCUGGCACUGCGAGGGCAAGACGAGGGUGAGGUGCGCCCUGGGUGUCCGCCCCCUUUGCCACCCCGCCGCUUCUCCGCGUCCCCAAGAGCGCACCUCCCCGCUCUUCACAGCGCGGUGUCUCCCUCCAUCUCGGCCCGCCCUCCCCUCGCUGCCUUCUCUUCCCUGCGUUCUACCUGCGCGCUCGGAUUGGGGCAGCGAGCGCUGCGCUGGAGGUGAGGAGUUGCCCCCCAACCCGUGCGCUCCGGGACGCUGAAGCCCAAUCUUGUCCCCUCCUAAUCAUUGUAGGGAUGUUUGCGGCUGCGGCCAGGGUGGGAGAUCCGUGCUGCUUGGGUG